UUGGGCGAAGAGAUUGGGUUUCUGCAGCAGACAGCGGUUUAAUGGGAUAAAAACGCUUUUUACCGAGUUUAUAAGGAGUAUUUGAGUGUGAACGUGUUUUUGACAACAUUUGCAACAUUGUGUGCGAGGAUUUGCGUAACUUUUGUGAAGUAAGUUGUUUUUUGACAUUGUUUACAAAUCGUGUCCUACUUUCGAUUCUUCCCUUGUGUAUAAUUAUAUAUAUGUCAUAGAGUGUAGAGCGGAUACGAUGCCCCUGUGCGUCAGGUCUUAUGAACUUAGCCAAAAAGUAUGUCAAUCUAUUCGUUUUUUGCCAUUCCGUUAUAUCAAACAGACAGAGCGGGGUUGCUUCUCAAUUCAAUCAAAUAUGGAAGAGACAUCCAAACCAAAACCUACUGGACCCGUUGUGUUUGAUGGAAUGGUCGUUCCGCCGUUCCCGCCACUUUUACAAGAUGCCGGGAAACGAUUUGAAGAAAUAAAAAACAUGGAAUGCCGGAAAGACGACGUCAUUGUAGUCACUUAUCCAAAAUCAGGCACGCACUGGGCGUGGGAAAUAGUAACCAUGUUACUGAAACAAAGAGCGGAAUACUCAAAGGAACCAAUGGAGUGUUUCUUUUUGGAAGCUAUGCCAGAUUUCAAUUUUGUGCAUAAUGUGCCUUCCCCUAGGAUCUUCAACACGCACAUUCCUAUUCGAUGGUUUCCAAAUCAGCAUAUCGAAAAUGGCGCGAAAAUUGUCCACGUUCUAAGAAAUCCUAAAGAUAUCGCUGUGUCAAUGUAUCACCACUUCAAAAAUGUUGGGAUGCUUGGCGAUGUCGAAAACUUUCAAAUCUUUUUGGAAAAGAUGUUCAUGAAUCCAAAAGCUCAAGUUAUGGAUGGAUGGUUUAAGUUUGAGAAGGACUUUGAAAAAGCAAAAAAGAACGACGAACUUGGAGCUAUUAUAACUGUUCAUUAUGAGAGCUUAAAAAAGAAUCCAAUUCAAGAAACCAAACGACUGGCUGAGUAUUUGAAUGUUGAACUUAGUAAGGAAGAAAUCACAGAAAUAUCGGAUAAAUGUAGCUUCAAGAAGCUAAAGCUGGCCAGUCAGACUGUCAAAGACAACUCAUUAGUGGCGAAUGUUGAACUUUUUAAAAAGACGGAGCCGUUUGUUCAUAGGAAAGGAGAAAUCGGAGACUGGAAGAACCAUUUUACCGUUGCUAUGAAUGAAAAUUUCGAUGCAAUCUUCAAGGAGGAAAUGAAAAAUUCUAAUAUCCAAGUGCAAUUCGAGUGACAAUUGGUUUUGAAAGUACCAAUUCAAUCUACGUUUAUUUUGGAACGAAUAUCAAUUAAAUGUAUAAGGUGACGUCGAAAAGGAAGCAUAAAAAAGAACCCGUUUCAUAUUUUCCUUUUUUUUGUUUAAGGUAGUUUUAGAUGUUGGAAGUGCUCACUUCUUGCAAAGCACAUUGCAUAACUAGGUCACAAAUUGAAAGUAUUUUGAUUUUUUUAGUGCAUUGGUUUUUUAAGCUAGUAGUCGUUUGCUUGCAAAUAAGAAUUAAAAAUCUGGUUGAAAUAGAGUAAUCUAGGAUAACAGAAAAUAUAGAAACAUUUUUUUUCACAUUGCAUUGCUUGGUUACAUAUUCAAAGGAUUUGUUAUUUUAAUUGCGAUGAUUUUUAAGACAGUGCCCAUUUGCUUGCAAAAUGAACUCAAAACGUAGUUAAAUUCCACGUAAGAUCACGUGUGAUGAGGUGCAUGCUCCAAAAAGUUGCAUGUACUGUGAUCAUCUUUUUGCAUUAAGAAAAUGAUGUUUGAAUACAAACUAUGUGCAUGAGGCAAUUUUUUUCAUUCAUUUGUUUUGUAAUCAUUCUAAUGUACAAGUAGCGAACAUUCUGUAUAUUGGUUUCAUAUAACGUCUGUCUUGUGCCAAAAGCGGUUUAUCAUAUUUGUAAUGUCACUGACAAACAUCAGAAGGAGGAGAAAGAUGAAGCAUAAUUCAGAAAAUGAUAUUUAAAUGCAAACAAUGUGCAUGAGACAAUUUUUUUUAUUCAUUUGUAUGAAUAUGUUUCAACGUCAUUGCCUUUAUGGUUAUUUAAAAAUAAUCCACAUGUUAGAUAUAUUUUAAAUGCCCACGAAGAAUAAAUCUUCUUUUCUUUGCUAAAGAAUACUGUAAUCUUUUGUGAUUUUUUUUUUACAUUUAAAAAGGUUUAGAAUUUGCUCAGUUUUUUACAUGGCUUUUCGCGGGGUUACUGGUAGUAUCCAUUAUUAAAGAAAACAAAAAUUAAAGCAUAUGUAACAGCAAGUAUACAAAGCAAUCCUUUUCAAUCAAAAAUGAGAACCGAAUGAAUUUUUGUUCUAAGGU
This is a messenger RNA of Magallana angulata, 2330 nucleotides long. RefSeq names its product sulfotransferase 1E1-like. The coding region runs from base 248 to 1264 and encodes 338 amino acids. Gene Ontology annotation, biological process: sulfation. Lineage: Eukaryota; Metazoa; Mollusca; Bivalvia; Ostreida; Ostreidae. The record is from RefSeq and is a predicted model, not a curated record. Gene Ontology annotation, molecular function: sulfotransferase activity. The transcript is spliced from 5 exons. Gene Ontology annotation, cellular component: cytoplasm.